Molecule: messenger RNA, 3848 nt
Organism: Xiphias gladius (swordfish)
Lineage: Eukaryota; Metazoa; Chordata; Actinopteri; Istiophoriformes; Xiphiidae
Exons: 4
Coding region: 1201-3678 (825 amino acids)
Source: RefSeq, a predicted model, not a curated record
AAAGGAGGUUUCAGAUGCUGUUAGAUGGUCCAACACGAGCUUCGUCUGAAGCAGACUGAGGACACCGCGGUUUCGAGUUUGUAAUUUUAAUCUGCAAAAGUGACGGUCAGCGCCGGCUAAAGAAGAGUAGCUGCCACCUGAAUGUUUUAUACGUUGCUCUUUACCGCUAAGAAAAGAGUGAGGAGAGAAAAAAAUCAUUUAAUCAACGUGGAACUGGAUCAGAACCGGAACCUGCUUUCAAAACGCAACCGUCGCCACAUUGGAAAGACGCGCAUCGUGCUGGUCACCGGCAUACUUGUGGGAACACUGUCUUCAGCCAUGGACGGUGAUGCAACGCUAGUCAUCAAGAAACGCACCUUCAGCAUCCGGCAGGUGUUCUACAGCCGUUUUCUAAGAGGGAACGUCCUGCUUUAUCCAACAAAAAGCACAAGUCGAAGAAGCUGCUCCCAAACUGUUACAGUAAAGACGGAGGAGGGUGUUUUGGUCGUCUCACCUUGUUGGUAUCCAGCAGGGCGGAAAGUCGUCGACCCACCAGGUCAGCUGACCCUCUGACCCCCGACCCCCCCACUACUACCACAGCACCUCACCCCCCCACCUUUUUCUAAGCUGCGUCCUGCCCUGCCAUCUGUCAGAGCUGCUCGUCAUUGGCUGAAGGAGCUCGGGUCUGCAGCCAGCAGAGGAAGGGAUUGGCUGGCAGUGUGCCUGGAAGAAGGGGGCGUGGGCAUCAGCUGAUUGAUAGAGAUGGGAAGAGGAGGAGGAGGGGUGAGAAGGAGGAAGAGGAGGAGCUGGAGCAGAAGAAGCUGAGUCGAGUCGGUAAAUCCGUGAUGAGCCGGCUCUGCUGCAGACAACAAGUGUUCAUUAGAGAGAGAGAGAGGAGGGCGAGGGAGGGUAAAACGAGGUUACUCUCAUGACAGAGAGAGAGAGAGAGAGAGUAACGGGACGUAAGAGAGAGAGGAAAAGGACGUUACCAAGGCAACUCAGGGGACGUCGCUGCAGCGGCGAGGACACUAGGACACACAGGUUGAAGAGAUGAUGAGCAGAUGGAGGAUAGACCUGAUACUGUAGUCCUGCUUCUGACCCUCAUCAAAGACUUUUGAUGAGCGGUUUGCUGGGUACCAGGAGGUCGAGGGACCCUUUGCGUAAAUAGUGAAGGGCCACAGAAAAGGAAUAUCAGGACUUUUAGGUGACUAAGUUGCCACCAUGUCUCAAGCAGGUAAAGUCCUCCACCUGUACGUUGAGGUGAGGUCUGUUGCCGAGGAAGAAGGGAAGGGGCUGGGAAGAGGAGAUGAUGGGACUGGACACCUGAUGCUUCAGUGCCCAGAUGUCCUCCCUCACUCCCAGAAGAGCUCCACCCACUCUAGUCCCAACCGCAGUCCGGAUCUUUCCCCAGUCACUCAGCAUCACACGGGGGGUGGGAAACCCAGCUUACCCCCUUCAAAGUCCUCCUCCAGGCACUCAGUCAGCUUCCAACUCCAAAACCCAGAUGCAACAGGAUCUCCCACCCAGUUCCAUCGGCAGGAUGUGUUAUAUGACAGUUUUGAUCAGUUACUCCAGGUCCUUGCACCUGGAACGACAAGUCCAGGCCAGCAUGGCUCACUGGGGCGCAGUGAGCCAUUCCCCUACCAGGGAAGGGUGCUUAUCUCCCCAUCUUCUACAUCCUCGGGGAGGCUGACUGUACCCUCCACACCCAGCAGCAACCGAAGGUCUUAUGAGGUCCCAGGGGUGGAGGGUGAAGAGGGGAAGACAUCUGUGGUGACCUUUGGCUACAUAGAGAAAGCUAACGUUCACAGCAUGGUUAGCGGGCGUACUUCUGUGUGCCAAAGUGACUUGGACAAUCCUCUUAAGAGAAAGGAUGGGCAGCUGCUGCCUGCCCACCUCCGGAAAAGGCUGAGUGACCCAGUGUGGUACAACGGUCAGCCAGUACAAGACGACCUUUACCCUAAUCACCCCUACGCGUCUCGUAAACAGUCCCCACGGGGCUCACCUUACCUGCAGAAGGCUACCCUGGAUGCAGUACCCACAGAUGCCUCCUACAGGGCCUUGGAGGCGUUUGGAUCCCCAGAAAUCAGGCGACGAUUUGAUGGUCAUGGCCCAGAGAAUUGUAGCCCUACCCUGCCACGGCACUACCAGUCCCCUCGCUGUCGGUCCUUGGGGGGGUCACCUGUCCUGCCCCGCAGCACCCACACCCUGCCAUCCAAGGCCCAGCUCUUAGAGCUGGACAGGGGACUUUGCCGUUAUUCAUUGAAUGGGCUACCCAGAAGUCCUGCCUCGGACCACCUGUGUGCCCACACUGGAUACUCCUCCCACUCAGUGGCUCCAACCUCAACACUUCGCUCACAUGGCCUUCCCCAGAGCCAGCAGAGGCCAUGGGUGGGGGACGAGAGCCCCAGGUUGUCUAGCAAAUUUCAUCCACCUUUACCAGCGGGGAAACCUACAGACAUCCAGCAUGAGAUCCCAGCUAGCAUAUUCCCCACCAGCAACCCGCUCAGGACUGGCUACCAAACUUGUGGGAACUCCCAGCACAGUGUAAAUAGUAGCUAUAAUGCUAACAUGACCAACACCAGUCAUAAUACUACAGACAGUAUGCAGCACAGUGCUAACGAUAACUUAAACUUAUCCAGCAAGAGUCAUUACAAACCGUCACACUGCAGUAGCAGAACCAGUGAUGCAGUCAGCCCGACCAAUGGCAGGAGAAGUGUCUCCCCUUCCUCCAAUGCUGAAGUGGCUUGUAAAUUAGCUCUGGAGGCUACCAAACUGUCCACUGUUUUUGCAGGCAGACGGACUCCCUCUCCAAUAUCUUCUCAAGCUGAGUUACUGAGGUCAGAGAGCCCCAAGAUCGAAGGGUCAUCCCUAAGAGAAUCUCAACCAUACCCCAAUCUUCAAAGGCAAAACUCACCUGAACCUCUGCAGGCGGACUACCAGAACCACAGAUGGGAAACAGGCAGACCAACAACCCAAACCAGACCAGGACGUGUCUCGCCUCUCUUGUCCCAUACAGGCCUCUUUCCACCAGCAUCUCCAGCUUUACCGGCUAGGUUGCACCGAUCUGCCGCUUCUCAGUCGCCAGUUUUAGAUCCACGUCAGCAACGGAGUUCAUCACCCAGUAAAGACAUGUCCAACCUGCACCGCUACCAGCCACCACAGUACACUGGAGACCGCAAAUCACCUGGCAUGGAGCAUAGGCAGUAUGAUCACCUCUUUGAUAGAUCACCUAGGGACAGCCCUGAACUCUCCAGGAGUCUUCUCUCCAGCCAAAACACAGAAGCUUUGCCCGUGAUCUGGAACUCCAGAUGUCAGGAGUGGAGGGAGACUGGACCGAUCCAGGACAGGGACAAACUCUCUGAAGAAGACUACAGACAGUCAACCUCUAGAGUUUACACUCCAGGAAAAGAGGAGAAUCAUAGGAAGGACGGAGAAGACAAAGCAGUAAGGACGUCAGUGCAGGGGAACCAGAGAUUGGUCGUAGGUGUUCUCAAGGAUCACAGAGAGGACGUUCAUGAUCACAGCGGGGCUACUGGGAUGUCCUCUCAGAGCUCCAGUGGGGUGACAGGCAGCAUGGGAGACAGUUCCCAGCUGGACAGAAACGACAGUCUGUUCCCUGAAACUUCAAGCCUGUCCAGCCACGAUACGGCAGACACCGGCUCUGGGAUACAGGUUGGCUGGACGGGAGGAGGAUGAUGGUUUGGUUGUAUGUAAAUACAACCAGACCUUGUGUGUAUUUGAGGGUGUGAUUAUGUAGAUUAUGUAUGAUUGUGUUCUCAGUUUUCAUCUGUGUUCAUGUGUGAGUGGGGUGAGGUUGACAAUAAGUCUUCCCAUCAUGUCACAACAUAAUGUCAAAUUUACCCUGA